Molecule: messenger RNA, 1879 nt
Organism: Mizuhopecten yessoensis (Yesso scallop)
Lineage: Eukaryota; Metazoa; Mollusca; Bivalvia; Pectinida; Pectinidae
Exons: 5
Coding region: 47-1459 (470 amino acids)
Biological process (GO): protein ubiquitination
Molecular function (GO): zinc ion binding; ubiquitin-protein transferase activity
Source: RefSeq, a predicted model, not a curated record
GUCUGAUCGCCGGGAGUGGUCAGUCUGACUAUCGAGACUGGCAGUGAUGGCGUCGCCCCAGGGAAGUACCCGUGAUGGCCCUAUCAAGAACCUGAGUCGGACCCUAAAUGGAUCUUACCUGAUGGCCUGUGGGAUCGGAGAGGAGGGGGAGCAAGCGGACCCCCCGGAUCACCAGGACUGUGGGUGUUGCGAUCAGGACCGUGGAUGUGGUGUCCAGCGCGCGUACGAGGGGUGUGGUGCCCAGCACGCGUACGUGAACCCACUGGCCUGUGACGACAGCAGUGGGAGCAUUUCUCUGGAGAGCUACUCGGAGGACGAAGACAGUGUUGCUGCUGCCCAGACCUCACGCUGGGUCCAGCAGACACGUGACAGUCAGAACAAGUCCAAGAUGUCCAGAGUAAUUUCCGUGGACAUUGCUGACCGCUCGCUCCCUGCUCCGACCGAUACCAGUGAUGGUGUAGUGGUUUGUCGGAUCUGUCACGACGACGACUCGGACCAUGCUCUCAUCUCCCCGUGCUUCUGUUCCGGCUCCAUGGGUAUGCUGCACAUGUCCUGCCUGGAACAGUGGCUGGGUACCUCCGAUACCACAAAGUGUGAAAUAUGUCAGUUCCAGUUCUCUAUCAACAAAAAACCCAGGUCCUGUAAAUGGUUUCUGACCAAUAAGAAGCUUGGCCGAGAGAGGCGGUUACUGUUGGCGGAUAUGUGCUGUUGUAUGUGGUACGCGCCGUCUACCAUCGCCACAACGCUGUCCUGUCUGAUCGGCGCCACGCACUUCACCUCCGCCAAGAAGAGCUGGGAGGCCACUAGUCUCAUCCUCCUCGCCACCGUCAACAUGUGUUUUUUCAUGCUCUGGUGUGGGUUUGCAUUUCGCCGAAAUCUGAAGAUAUGCAACAAAUGGAAGGCGACUCACCAAGUGAUCCGUAUAAAGUACAACCCUCCUUCAAAGACAGAUACGAUAGCCUCACAGUCCUCGUACAGGAAGUCCGUUGAUAUCCCUCCGGAAUCGCCGCCGUCUCCAGCAAAGCUAGCAGAGAUGGCACAGCGAGAACGCAUCACAGGAACGCCAUACGGGUCUCCAUGGCCACGACGUCAGUCAAAGUUACAUAGUACGUCCACACCGCGCGUGUCGUCCGCCUACACUAAGCUGAAUGACAGCUCGUGCAGGAUUCCGGAACAAACUCCUAUUAACUUCAUCCGAGAUCACAUGAUGCGAAAAUGGGGACUGUAUUCAAGCCACUCUUCCACGCCUGUCCGCGAGCAUGACAUUACCGCGGUCAGGCAGGAGCGCACGAGACGCAAUCCGGAAUGUCAAGGCGUGCUAUGUAUGACGCCUAUCGUUGCAGACACCAAAGUGACAUGCGACCUUCCCAAACCCAACUCUCCCGUCUGGCAACAAGGAUUGCAGGGGUCACAUCUGUUAAAGGCAGAUCCCGAGUUGGAAGGAAUUAAUACACUAUGAACACACUAGUGUUAAUGACUUAACAUUUUCCGGAAUACAUUCAAUGACAGCGGAAGGUUAGCUAUCAUCUUGCUCCGUUCAAAGGUGUUAUCAUCAGAAUGGAUUUGUGUAUUUAAAACGUGUGAUACGAUACCUGUCUAUAUUAUGAUGUCAUCUUAGUGCUAAUUUCAGACUUGUGAUAUGCGUUUCGAAUAAUGUAUUACUAUGAUUGGUCCACUCAAUUUAUUCUUUUGAAGAUACCUGGACAUUUCAUUAGGUUCAGUCAGACACCCCGAGUGCCUUACGAUAAGCGACUACGCCCGUGCACGUUUACAGACUAAAGUGGGGUAAAAGUAUAGACUGAAAACUGUACGACAUGAAAUGUCUAUAAAGCAUCUCCGAUCGUUUUCGAUCUGACAAAUAAUUGUGAAUUAUAAACAU